This is a messenger RNA of Brassica oleracea var. oleracea, 850 nucleotides long. Its product is annotated as probable calcium-binding protein CML45. The transcript has a single exon. Gene Ontology annotation, molecular function: calcium ion binding. The record is from RefSeq and is a predicted model, not a curated record. NCBI's taxonomy places the organism in Eukaryota, Viridiplantae, Streptophyta, Magnoliopsida, Brassicales, Brassicaceae. The coding region runs from base 142 to 723 and encodes 193 amino acids.
GUUUUGCCUCUCCACCUAAAACUCUGUCCACAUUGACUAUAUAUAUAACCUUAUAACACAAUUCAUAUCUCCCACAUCUCUUCCAAAACAUUUACUUCAUUCAUUUGCUAAGCUUUUUAGUUUUAGAAUCUAACAAAAGUUAUGACUGCAAACCACUUGUACUGUCUUAUAACCAUGGAAAAGAGUUCCUUGUUCCAAUGCAAACACUCUUCUUCUUCUUUCCUGGUGGAUUUUUUCCUCACCGUUUUUUUCAGAUGGGUUUCUUUCGCUCAGAGCUUUUUCUCCAGGUUCUGUCAUCUUCCUCAACACCAGCAUUUUGUUUCCGAGAAGAAGAGCAAAGAUCUUGAAAUCCAGAGUUUGAUCGAACAUGGUAAUGGUCUUUGUAUAGAAGAUGCAGAGAUGGUGAUGCAAAGCUUAGGACUUUUCACGGACCAAGAAAGCGAGGGACUUCAGAAACGUUACAGUUCAGAGGAACUAUCGAAUCUGUUUGAAGAGAAAGAGCCGAGUUUGGAGGAAGUGAAGCAAGCUUUUGAUGUCUUUGAUGAAAACAGAGAUGGGUUUCUUGAUCCCAUAGAUCUGCAGAGAGUUUUGUCAAUCCUUGGUUUGAAGCAAGGAUCUAACCUUGAGAACUGCAGAAGAAUGAUCAGAUCAUUCGAUGGAAACAAAGAUGGAAGAAUCGAUUUCCAUGGAUUUGUGAAAUUCAUGGAGAACAACUUCUGCUGAAAUCAUAGUUUCUGGAGUAAGAGAAUCUAUCAACUUUUGCACUUCUGUUUCUUUCUUGCUUUGUCUGUUAAUGUUGUUGCCUCGUUACCUUUUUGUAAAAUAUAUUAUCAGAACUUUAAUAUCAAAA